UUUUAAUUUAUACGAUGAGCUGUAGCUCAUAUCAUCACUUUUAGGAACAGCAGCCGGUCACAAUUCAGCAAUGAUGCCAGAAAAUAUCAGCUCAUGGGAUACAUUGGAUGAACCGAUUUGGGACACAAUUCAUCGUGAUUUGUUCAACAUUUAUUCAAAAUUGAAAUUUGUCUUCUUACCGGUGUCGGAGAAUGAUAUCUAUUUAAAUGUCUGUAAAAAUUGGGAUCUUUGGGGUCCAUUCAUAUUCUAUGCAUUCAUUGCAUUCACCACUAAUAGUUGUAAUCCAGAAUUAUGUACCGGUUAUCAUCAAUCAAAUUUUUCUUCAAUUUUUGUAUUAAUGUGGAUCGCUAAUUUUAUCAUCUCGAUGAAUUGUAAAUUUUUAUUGAAAAAUUCAAAUUUCGAACAAAUAUUGGAAACAUCUUUCGGUGAUUCAAAUCAAUUGCCAGUAAAAAGAUUACGACAAAUGUCCAUAUUUCAAUUACUUUGCCUUUUCGGUUAUUCAAUGGCCAUACCAAGUAUCGGAAUUUUAGUCAUCAAAAUUUCAUCGUUAUUAUUCAGAUCAUCGUUUUUAUUUUUUUAUGAAAAAAUUCUAAUGAUCAUCAUUUUUUGUUUUAUUUAUCCGAUCAUGUCAUGUGCACGAAUGUUAUCGUCAAACAUUUGUAAUGAAAAAUAUUUCCUAUUUAUGUAUCCAAUUUGUUUAUUCUUUUUCACAUUAAGUUUGUAUAUCCAUACAUUUGUUUGAGUUUUACGUUGCAAAGUUGUUAUCAUUUAUGUAACGUAGGUAACUUUUUUUUUGUUUGUUUGUAUUAAUGAGAAUGAUUUGGUUUUUUUUUCAUCAUUCACUGAUAAUGUAUCUAGGCGUCAUAGAUUCGAUCAUCAUAUCAACGACAAUAUGCCUCAUAUAAAUGCACAUACAUCAAAUUGAAUAAAUGAUAAAUUGAUCCACCAUA
Messenger RNA from Dermatophagoides farinae (American house dust mite), 950 nucleotides. NCBI's taxonomy places the organism in Eukaryota, Metazoa, Arthropoda, Arachnida, Sarcoptiformes, Pyroglyphidae. The record is from RefSeq and is a predicted model, not a curated record.